This is a messenger RNA of Melampsora larici-populina 98AG31, 714 nucleotides long. RefSeq lists its product as uncharacterized. The transcript is spliced from 3 exons. Lineage: Eukaryota; Fungi; Basidiomycota; Pucciniomycetes; Pucciniales; Melampsoraceae. Bases 1 to 714 code for a protein of 237 amino acids. The record is from RefSeq and is a predicted model, not a curated record.
AUGUCGUCUUUGGAUUCUCACGAUAGCCUUGCCCUCGGUUCUGACAAUGCUCCCGAAGCAAUUCCUACUUCCAGCUUUGAAGACAUGAAAAUUACGACUAACUCUGCCGACUCUGACUCUUCUGGAUCAAACGAAACUUCUGAGGUCUCGAAUCCACCCGCUGGACGAUACAAGGUAUACUACCGACAAGGCCCUCGUGAUUCUUUACUCGUAAACUCUCCAAAGAGCGACACACUUUGCAACAUUCCCGAAAACUACGAAGUUAAAUUUCCGAAAAGUUCUUCAUCAAUCCUAUCUACUCAAUCGAUUCCUAAAACCCGCAAACGCAAAAAACUUCCCGCUGGUCGUGGAACUCCAACCCAAAUCUCUUGUGAUGUGACCGGAACUCUUUCUCAAUCUUUAACGGGCUAUGACCCAGUUGAUUCUCCUUUGAACAGAUUAGCCAUCGAACGAGCCAUACUUUUUGUAGGUCAAAUGAUAUCUCUUUCCGACGAAGACUCACUUAUUCCUUCCAUCAAGAUCAGAAUGCAAGAAGAUAUUGCUAGGAUCUUAGAAGUUCCUCAACAAGUUUUUAACCAUCAUGAUUUGUUACGUUCUAUAAUUGAUGUUUUUAGAUAUUGGGUUCAAGAGAUGAUCAAACGUGAUCGAUCGGUCGAAGUUGAAAGUUUGUUGAAUUUGAUCCAGGCUUACAAAUCUGAAUACGAAUUAUCUUGA